AUGGUUGACGUGGUCAACAGGAGGUGCCGCCAUCCGGGGUGCACAAAGCGGCCAUCGUUUGGACAAGACGGCAGCAAGAAGCAGGAGUUCUGUGCCCAGCACGCACACCAGGGCAUGGUCGAUAUCGUGAGCAAGAGGUGCGCCCGUCCAGGAUGCAUGAAGCAGCCAAGGUUCGGAAACGAGGGCAGCAAGAAGCCGGAGUUUUGUGCCCAGCACGCACCGCAGGACAUGGUCGAUGUCCUGAGCAAGAGGUGCGCCCAUCCGGGGUGCACGAAGGGGUACAUCCGGCAGCAGCAAGAAGGAGUUCUGUGCCCAACACGCACAAGCGGGCAUGUUUCAUGCUCGUACUAAGCAGUGCGCCCAUCUAGGGUGAAGAACGCGGUCGUAGUAUGGUAAAGGCGGCAGCAAGAAGGCGGAGUUCUGCUCUCAGCAAGCCCAUCAACGCAUGGUCGAUGUCGUGAACAAGAGGUGCGGCCUUCCGGUGUCCACGAAGGUUCCAUCACAUAGUACAGCCGGCAGCAACAAGAUGGAGUUCUGUGCCCAGCACGCGCAAGAGGGCAUGGUUCAUGUUCGUAGGAAGAAGUGCACAACCCGUCCCGGUUGCACAACGCGGCCGUACUAUGGUAGAGCGGGCAGCAACACGCCGGAGUUGUGUGCCCAGCACGCACAGCAGGACAUGGUCAAUGUCUUGAACAAGAGUUGCGUUAAUCCAGCGUGCAUGAAGCAGCCAACGUUCGGAAACGACGGCAGCAAGAAGCGGGAGCUCCGCGCUCAACACGGCGAGGGAGGAAUCAUAAAAGUGCAGCGUGCGCGACGCCAGGAGUAGUUGUACGACGUAUUGCCGCAUGUGUGGUCUCGUGCGGUCCCGAAAGGUCGUUGUGUGGGGUACAUUGUGAUUGGCCCCGCUACGGGGGUGGUUCGUCCCCCAUGGAUAUCGAGGGCGAAGGUGUCGGAGGUGAAGGGAAGGCGACGAUAUGGGAGAAGGAGCCUCGAUCCGCGGAGGCGCUAGUCAGAAAUAGUGACGCGGGCGAACGCUCGGAAGGAGGCGCAGUGAGAAGAACCAGGGGAGCGAAGGAGCCGUCAUCGGCCACAGCCCCUGCUGCUGCAGCCGCGGUCUCUGGCAAGGAGGCGGCGUCUCCGAUGGAUGUCGACGGAGAGAAAGACGGUGAAAAGAAUAGCAAGGCCUAAGGCGCCACCGCUUAGGCUUUGCCUGUAUCUCCACCAAAGGCUUAACACAGCCUAGGGGCAAUACUGGUAGAAGAUGUACCGGGACAACACGAUUAACUUGUGUGCGAAAAGUUGGAUGGAUCUCAACGA
Molecule: messenger RNA, 1317 nt
Organism: Ectocarpus siliculosus
Lineage: Eukaryota; Phaeophyceae; Ectocarpales; Ectocarpaceae
Source: the annotation of a GenBank genome assembly